UUUUCCCCAACACUGCUCAGCACUUGUUUGCACUGAUCGGUGGCAACAACGAGACGGUUACCCGGUAUUGGCUGACUGAUAAUAACGGGUGCCCUCGCCCACUUCCACCCGUUUGUUGACGGGUUUCUAUAUACACCCAAACUAGGCCAAACCGUUAUUUAGGGCACAUCUAUUCGCCUGCCGUUGAGGUGUGGUGAAGAAAUGAAUGAACACUUCGGAACAAGUUCGUGAGAGGAGUGGUCACUUGGAUAUCAGUAACAAGGGAACAGUUUGUUAAGAGACCAUUUAACCCAUUUGUGUUAUAAAGAUGUCGUCGGUUAUAAGCCGCAACGUCGCCACGACGGCUGUGGACGACAUGAUCAUCAACUUUGACUACGACAAUAACGACAGGAAGCAGUACUUCCUCCCGGGGGAGCUGAUGAAGGGGACAGUCGUGCUGCACCUGCGUUCAGGAAUCCGCGUCAACCGCAUCGUCAUGAACAUCAAAGGCAUGGCCAACGUCUCGUGGGAGAUCCCAGAAAGGAAGAAAACCUACACGUCUAAUGAGGUCUACAUAGACAUAUCAAAAUCUCUUUUAGACGGCGUCUUCAAAAGUCUGAACCUUGGAAGAGGAACUCACGAGUUUACGUUUAACCAUCAGCUACCCGAAUCUCUUCCGUCGUCGUUUCGCGGGGUGUACGGCAGCGUGACGUAUGUUAUGAAGGUGGAGUUGGAGGCGACGAACCCCGUCCACAACACCGUCACAAGUCAGCCGUUCUUCGUCUUCCGUCGGCCACCUUUAUUGCGACAAAGCUACCUUCCUAAAGAGCUAAAGAACAGCAAGAGGUUCCUCAGCUGCUGCAACUACGGCAAGGUGAAGGUCUCUUCAGCGUUAACCAGAUGGGGAGGCGUGCCAGGUGAGAAUCUUUCGGUUAACGCUCAGGUAACAAACUGGAGCGACAGGGACAUCCUGCGCAUCUUCGCCUCCAUCGUCAUGACCAGCGUGUACCACGUCAAGGACAAGAAAAUUACCUUCAGGGAAAUAAUAAGUCAACGUGAAGACGAAUACGGCUUCAAUAACCGUCAUGGCCGGCGAUGGCGUGCGGUGAAACUACCAAUACCACCCUACAUCGCCGACACCGACCUCGUCGGCUGCAACAUCAUGGACGUCACCUACAGCUUUCAGUUCAUGGUUGAGCUUGACGACUACAACCUUGAUGUCGAGGGCCCUGUCGUCAUCGGGGGGCAUCCCCUUGGGUACGGUCCGGCGUCCGACGCCAUAAGUCUUGCACGGCCGGCGUCCGAGAUCCGAGACUUCCCCAACUACGGUCGCAUGGGUCGCAGCAUCGAUGAUUUCAGCGAGGAUAUCUUCUUCGACAGGUGAUGAGUGAAACAUGUUUCGAGGAUUUCAGAAAUUGAUUUAUGUAUCUAAAGGAGCGAAAGUGUUUGAGGAUACCUUCCGGAUGCGUGUGGAGAAUUGCCGACGUGAGAGCUUUACUGAAAUAGAUAUUAUAUUUAUAUCGAUGCCAAUCACUUUCGCAACAUUUGAGAUUUGGUUGAGGCUGGAUUAUUUGUGCAAUUAGUGGACACUCGUGAGACUCAAGGGCUGCACGCAGGAUAACAUAUAUGUCCUAUACACCAAGCUACGCAUAUUCAGUGCAAUAGAGAAUAUAUUUAGCUUAGUUUCAUCCCCGAUACACAGCAAUGCUCCGUGCGUCUCGCCUGACGCAUGCGCCUGGGUUCGAAGGAUGGGGUCGGACCCCUCCGAUGUGAAGCAAGGAUCACAGAUUUGUGUGACAUAACGUGAUUAGCGCCAGUUUAAUCCUGUUCAGGAAACAGCUGGUGUGGAAACAUUGUGUCAUCCUCGGUUGUGCAGGGUAUUAUAUCUACAUUUUGUUACGAUACGUACUCUGGAUCCAUUCGCCACCAAAGCUUCGUUUCGGAAGUGACGUCCCCAUUGCAAACUCUGUUAUCAUCAACAUGGCACAGUAUGUCUCUCGCACACAUGUGAUGUUUUGACGUCUGUUUGUAGCGUCAUGUAAGUUAAUCAGGCUGAAAUGAAACUACUGUAGCGAAUGAGUACACGGCGUAUGUCAUAAUAGAAUGAAGCUAUGUGUGAUCAGCUGGCGGUGUUGAUAGCAGGACAGCCAUCGUUCUAUUAUCAGACUAACAUCUAGUCUCUGAAACAUAUUUUACAGAAAAAAUACCAGUUGUUAAAAUAUAGUUAUAAAAUAGAUUAAAAAGGAGCCCAGAUACUUUCUUCAUUUUCAGCUACUGCAGUAAUCUAGACUCGCCAAACAUUAUAGACUUGCAUGGGCUGUAUUGUAUAUACUAGUAUUUGAGUCUGCGUGACUUACUAUUAUCUUGUGAACUUGUAAUAUAAUAUAUAUGCGAUGUAUUUUACAACUCCUAGCAUAACGUUGAUAUGUUCUUUGUCCAGUUCUAGUAUUGGCAGAGAAUUGUCCCAGAUUGGGCAUAUAAACCCUUCAAUGAACAAUUUCAAGAUACUAUCAACGUUUGCAGUUUGGGCAAACAAUGGAUAUCGGGUGUUGUAGCGAUAGAUCGACUCUGCUAUUAUUUAUAAUUUACCAUUUAUCCAUGACUUUGUAUUUGUAUGUCUUUGUAGCUCGUCUGUGAAUCAGUACUAGCGAACCUAUUUAUUUUGUUUGUGGAGGGCUUGGAGCUGAGGGGAGACACGGACGGUUGGGCGGUAGGGGAGAAAGCUGGGUGUGUUGGAAUGGAAAA
Messenger RNA from Haliotis rufescens (red abalone), 2724 nucleotides. Its product is annotated as arrestin domain-containing protein 3-like. Bases 308 to 1363 code for a protein of 351 amino acids. Gene Ontology annotation, molecular function: carbohydrate binding. Gene Ontology annotation, cellular component: cytoplasm. The record is from RefSeq and is a predicted model, not a curated record. NCBI's taxonomy places the organism in Eukaryota, Metazoa, Mollusca, Gastropoda, Lepetellida, Haliotidae. The transcript is spliced from 2 exons. Gene Ontology annotation, biological process: protein transport.